GAGAGGUAGAGGGAGAGGAAGAGAAAAGGGUAAAAAUACCACUACCCUCCCAUCCAGUAGUAGGGGAGGCCCCUGGCUCGGGUGGCCUCUCGCGUCGAAACGUUCGAAACCCCACGAAAACCUCCAAGAAAACGAACCCAACCGACGUAACGCGCGGGACAUGACGGCCGCGUGACGCCAUGUCGGCGGAGGAGGCGGGGGGCUCGUCGGCGGAGCCGUCGGGGUCGGCGGCGCCGGGGGCAAUGGUGGUGGGCGCGGGCGGGGAGGAGGCCGCGGCGAGGAAGCGGUACGACGCGCUGAUGCAGGUGCGUGCCAAGGCGGUGAAGGGGAAGGGCGCCUGGUACUGGGCGCACCUGGAGCCCGUGCUCGUCCCGCCGCCGGGCUCCGGCGUGCCGCCCAAGGCCGCCAGGCUGCGGUGCGUGCUGUGCGCGGCGACGUUCUCCGCGUCCAACCCGUCGCGCACGGCGUCCGAGCACCUCAAGCGCGGCGCGUGCCCCAACUUCGCCGCGCCGCACGGGGCGCCGCCGCAGCCGCAGCAGGCAAUUGCCGUGUCCGCGUCCGCGGCGUCGUCCGUCGUGCCCAUCUCGUCCAUCCCGCCGUCGUCGCAGCGCCGCCACUCGACCGGCGGCGGCGGUGGGCGGAAGAGGCACGCGCUGGCCGCGGCGUACGCGGCCGUGGAGGCGGCCUCCCAGCUCGUCGUCGUGGGUGACCCUUCCUCGUACUCCCCGACGCCACCCACGCCGCCGGCGCUACCCGCACCGCGGCAGGUGCUCUCGGGGGGACGAGGUGACCUGGGCCCUCUCGCCCGGCUGGAGGACAGCGUGAAGCGGCUCAAGUCGCCCGUGGCGUCGCCUGGGGCUAUGCUGCCGCGGCAGCAGGCCGAAGCGGCGCUCGCGCUGCUCGCCGAGUGGUUUCUCGAGUCGUCCGGCAGCGUGUCUCUCGCCGCGGCGGAGCAUCCCAAGCUCAAAGCCUUCCUCCGCCAGGUUGGGCUGCCGGAGCUGUCGCUCGCCGAGCUCGUCGGUGCACGCCUCAACGCGCGCUUCGCCGAGGCACGCGCCGACGCCGCGGCGCGCAUCCGUGAGGCGCGGUUCUUCCAGCUCGCGGCCGACGGGUGGCGCGACCAGGUCGUCAUCCUCUGCGUCAACCUCCCGAACGGCACGUCCGUGUUCCAGCGCGCCGUGCCCACGCCGGCGCCGGCGUCGUCCGACUACGCUGGGCAGCUUAUGCUAGAAGCUGUCUCGUCCGUCUCCGCCUCCAGCGAGCUCCACCAUUGCGCCGGCAUUGUCUCCGACCGCUUUAGCUCCAAGGCUCUGCGCGAUCUCGAGCACAAGCACCCGUGGAUGGUGAACCUUCCUUGCCAAGCCCAUGGCUUCUCCCGUCUAAUCAAGGACAUGGCCCGCGAGCUCCCGCUCUUCCACUCGGCGGUGGCGAACUGCGCCAAGAUGGCCGCCUACUUCAACACUGCACCCACGGUGCGGGCGCUGCUGCACAAGCACCAAGUCCAGGAGCACGGGCACGCCAUGCUCCUCCGCGUCGCCACACCCUCCUCGUUCGACCGCGGGGACGGCAAUGGCAGCGAGCUCACCGCCGCAUUCGCGAUGCUCGAGGACAUCCUGACUUCAGCGCGGGCGCUCCAGCUCGCGGUGCACGAGGAGUCGUACAAGCUCGUGUGCAUCGACGACCCCGCCGCGAGGGAGGUCGGUGGCAUGGUGCAGAACGUGGCGUUCUGGACCGAGGUGGAGGCGGCGCACUCGCUCGUGAAACUGAUCACCGACAUGGUGAGAGAGAUGGAAGCCGAGCGGCCGCUCGUCGGGCAAUGCCUUCCUCUGUGGGAGGACCUGCGUGGCAAGGUCAGGGGCUGGUGCCGCAAGUUCAACCUGGACGAGGGCAUCGCCAUGAACGUGCUCGACGUGAGGUUCAGGAGGAGCUACCACCCGGCGUGGUCGGCAGCGUUCAUCCUGGACCCGCUCUACCUGAUCAAGGACGUCAGCGGGAGGUACCUGCCGCCGUUCAAGUACCUAACGCCGGAGCAGGAGAAGGACGUGGACAGGCUGAUCACGCGGCUGGUGUCGCCGGAGGAGGCUCACCUCGCGCUGAUGGAGCUCAUGAAAUGGCGGUCGGAGGGGCUCGACCCGCUGUACGCGCAGGCGGUGCAGGUCCGGCAGCCCGAUCCGUCGACGGGGAAGAUGAGGAUCGCCAACAAGCAGAGCAGCCGGCUGGUGUGGGAGACGUGCCUCAGCGAGCUCAAGUCGCUGGGCAAGGUGGCCGUGCGGCUCAUCUUCCUCCACGCCACCGCCAAGGGGUUCAAGUGCGGGCCGCCGAUGUCCCGCUGGCUCACCGCCCCCGGCAGCUCCGCCGCCGGCAUUGCCCGCGCGCAGCGCCUCGUCUACGUCGCCGCCAACUCGAAGCUGGAGAGGAGGGACUUCUCCAACGACGACGAGAGGGACGUGGAGCUGCUCACGGAAGGAGACGAUGACAUGCUAACUGAGACUACGACCACUGCCAUUGUGGAUCCCUCUUCGGUGUAGCUCAU
This is a messenger RNA of Oryza brachyantha (malo sina), 2533 nucleotides long. RefSeq lists its product as uncharacterized. The transcript has a single exon. Lineage: Eukaryota; Viridiplantae; Streptophyta; Magnoliopsida; Poales; Poaceae. The coding region runs from base 180 to 2528 and encodes 782 amino acids. The record is from RefSeq and is a predicted model, not a curated record.